UUGGCCUUACCCCGCCCGUAGGUCUGAUCGUACCACGGCCGCAAGCAGGCUUUCGUAAGGACUCAGUUGAUCACAAGAGAAGAAAAGAAAAGAAAUGAGCAGGGUGUUAGAGACAGGUAAUAGCAAUGCACAUCUACCGAGAAAACAAGUUGUUGUCCCCCCGAAGCGAAGGCGGACCAGGAUGCACCACAAGUGGAAUGACAAAGAGAGGCUGGAACGGGUUGGACAAGCGACGGAUUCGAACGAGCGCAAAGGUUACCCGGUGGGAUGGAUUCCAGAGGCGGGGAAGAGACGAAGGACAACCCGGCGAGGCCGAGGGAUUGCAGCUCGGGAUGAGGAAGAAUGCUGCAGUAUGUAAUUACAACCCCGCAGGAAGUUGAAUAAUUAGUAUUGCUGAGAGAAUGCCGUGGGUGGU
Molecule: messenger RNA, 415 nt
Organism: Aspergillus eucalypticola CBS 122712
Lineage: Eukaryota; Fungi; Ascomycota; Eurotiomycetes; Eurotiales; Aspergillaceae
Exons: 1
Coding region: 95-358 (87 amino acids)
Source: RefSeq, a predicted model, not a curated record